GGCUAGGGUUGCAGAGAGAACUGGAACUGGGUUCGCCUUAGGGGAAGACAGUGCAGCCAAUCGGUCCCCUCCCACACCCUACUCCGAGGGGUUGGGCAAUAGAGGAGAGGUUGGGGUUGGAGCAGCAGUGAGGGGGCCCCUCCCCGCAUCCCCCCCCCAGACUUGGUCGCGCCCGAAGUGUAACACUUUCUCUUUGUCGGAGGAGCUCCUCUGUUUCCUGUGCAGCAGCUGUAGCAGCCCUGGCGGACGAAGGAGCAGGAGAGAUGGCAGCUGCGGAUAUAGCUCGCCAGGGCGAAGGUUGCCGAACUGUCCCCCUGGCUGGACAUGUGGGGUUUGACAGCUUGCCUGACCAGCUGGUGAAUAAGGCAGUCAGCCAGGGCUUCUGCUUCAACAUCCUGUGUGUGGGGGAGACAGGUUUGGGCAAGUCCACCCUCAUGGAUACCCUGUUCAACACCAACUUUGAGGGGGAGCCAGCCACCCACACACAGCCAGGGGUUCAACUCCGAUCCAACACCUAUGACCUCCAGGAGAGCAAUGUGGGGCUGAAGCUCACAAUUGUGAGCACCAUGGGCUUUGGGGACCAGAUCAACAAGGAGGACAGCUACAAGCCCAUCAUGGAAUUCAUCGAUGCUCAGUUUGAAGCCUACCUGCAGGAGGAGUUGAAGAUCCGGAGAGUACUGCACACCUACCAUGACACCCGAAUCCACGUCUGCUUGUAUUUCAUUGCCCCAACAGGACAUUCGCUUAAGUCUCUGGAUCUAGUAACCAUGAAGAAGCUGGAUAGUAAGGUGAACAUCAUCCCCAUCAUUGCCAAAUCAGAUGCCAUUUCUAAGAGUGAGCUGACAAAGUUCAAGAUUAAAAUCACCAGUGAACUUGUGAGCAAUGGAGUCCAGAUCUAUCAGUUCCCCACGGAUGAUGAGUCGGUGUCUGAGAUCAAUGGAACCAUGAAUGCCCACCUGCCGUUUGCUGUUAUUGGCAGCACAGAAGAAGUAAAGAUAGGCAACAAGAUGAUGAAGGCACGGCAGUAUCCUUGGGGGACUGUGCAGGUUGAAAACGAGACCCACUGCGAUUUUGUGAAGCUGCGAGAGAUGCUGAUUCGGAUCAACAUGGAGGAUCUGCGGGAGCAGACCCACACCCGGCACUAUGAAUUGUACCGCCGCUGUAAGCUGGAGGAGAUGGGCUUCAAGGACACCGACCCUGACAGCAAGCCAUUCAGUUUACAGGAGACAUAUGAGGCGAAAAGAAAUGAGUUCCUAGGGGAGCUCCAGAAAAAAGAAGAAGAGAUGAGACAGAUGUUUGUCCAGAGAGUCAAAGAGAAAGAAGCUGAGCUCAAGGAGGCAGAAAAAGAGCUGCAUGAGAAAUUUGACCGUCUGAAGAAACUGCACCAAGAAGAGAAGAAGAAGCUAGAGGAGAAGAAGAAAUCCCUGGAUGAUGAAGUGAAUGCUUUCAAACAGAGAAAGACAGCAGCUGAGCUGCUCCAGUCUCAGGGUUCUCAGGCUGGAGGUUCACAGACUCUGAAAAGAGACAAAGAGAAGAAGAACUUUUUUUAACCUUGUCUUCAGCAGCUGUACUAAAUCUAAAGGAGAAGACUGCCAUUCUAGAAGAGUUAGUUAGGGCUUCAUGUUGUCUCAAGCAAGAAACCAACCAGUUCCCCUCCCCUGCAACUGCGCACAUAUACACCACACUCAACAAGUGUACAUGUGUCCCUGUGUCCAGGCAAGAAGCUCUCUUCUGACUCACAUGGUGUUUUACAUGGAAGUGUCUUGUCCUAAACUCACAAGGCAGGAAAAGAAUCAUCAGAGCUGGAAAUGGACCAAAUGUAACCUCAGAGAGACAACGACAAGACUUACCCAGGUGUUAAGUGACUGGGGCAGGAGACCUCAGCUGUGGGUGUAGAAGUACUGUUCACACGGUUUUGAGUUUGAUGUUUGUUCAGUUUUUUUUUUUAAACACUUCUCUGGUUCUGACUGUCUUCAAGCACUAUGAAAUUGAUUCUGAAUAUGGACAAGAAAGUUGAGUGACAUUUGCAUCUUUGGCUUUCACAGGCUGUCUGCAGACCCCAGCAAGGAGGGAGAAAUGGAGCAAUUAAUAUUCAGCUAGAGAAAGACAUGAGGGGGUUUUGAGCUUAGUGAGAGCAAAGCUUCUCGACAUAAACUUCCAAGUUGCUUUGGAGGUUUUACAAGAGGCUUCUGCUCAACUUGGUAUCUGGCAGGAGAGCUUUGAUGUCGGUACAUCUGCCUUGAAUUCAUUGGCUUUACUUAACAUAUGAAUACCAUGUGAAUGUGCUCAUUGCCAUGUAUUCAUCCCACAAACGCCAACAUUCUGCCAUUCCGUCUCCUGAGAGAGCCUCUUUGCAUGUUUUCCAGAAUCUGUGUUUGUUUUCCUUUCUUUGUGGUUCUUUUUGCUCCAAGGUGUGACCAGUCACUUCCCCUCUGGGGCUUUCCUUUUCCACGAGCUACUUCCCAGAGCCAGCACUGUUUAGCUCAUUAUCUUUCUAAUGUCCAUGUCAGUUUUCAAUAAAAUUCAAAGAAAUGGCUCAGUGGCUCUAUGAUCUGCUCCCAUCAGUUGGUGGCAUGGCACACCACAGUUCGUUUUAUAAUGGAUGGCCACCUCCUGAGUAAAUAAGUUGGGAGGCUCAGAGAGACACCAUGAACCCACCAAGUCUUCCUUGGUGCACUGCCAUGCCUUUCCUUUCUUCUUCCUGGGUCUGGAAUUCCAAUGGGACAGGGUGGGUAUUAGCAUGUACUCUUCUGCUUUUCCUUUAAUUAGCAUUGUUUAGACUAAUCAAAUGAACUGAGCGUCAGAGAGUGGGGGUAGGGUGAACACAGAAAAUGGCAUUCCACAGAAAAAAGAUCCAGGUAAGUUUUAAUUAUGAAACCAAAACAGCUCUUUGCUACUUCCUUCAUUUACUCCUGUGAUGUGAAUCUCCUAAUUUCCUGAGUUGAAAGGCAUUCUGUAGAUACUAAGCCUUGAGUCUCUCAGGGAUGCCUCCCUGGCAUUAAGGUAGGCAAAAGGGAAAGACGUCAGAGAUAUCAGUUUUCAUAAAUCUGGUUGUGAGUAAAGCUUCAUUUGCCUAAUGACCAAAUGCUGAAGAAAGGACCAGGGAGUCUUCUCCUUAGGAAAACCUGGAAGCCUCUGCUUGGGUACCAGAGUAAACAGCAUUGACCUGCCUCUACGCAGCGUGCACACUAGGGGGCAGCAGAGUCCCCUAUGACGUUGCUGAACAUUGAUCUUGUGGAGGUGUGGGAAAAUACAGAAUUCUUAGCCUGCUGGAACAGGGGGAAAGUUAUGUUAAGGAGCCAAAAGCAGACUGAUGAUACAGUAAAAUGCCAAACCAAACUGUCUGAUUUCCAUCCCCGGGACCCACAUGGUGAAAGUAGAUGCCUGAUUCCUUGUAAGUUGUUCUCUGAUCUCCCACACACAUGCCCUGGCACUCUACUUCCACCCCCUCACAGAAGAAGAACACCAAAAUCUGAGUUUGAAGCCUUGGGUUCCGUUUCCAGUACUAAAAACAAUAAAAUCCCCAAACUCCAAAAAGCCAGUGAUGGUGUCACAUUCUUAUAAUCUCAGCAUUCAGAAAUUGUAGGGAAGAGGAUGUCUUGUCUGACCAAACAUAGUGAGUCUGGGGCCAGUCCGGGUUACUUAUCCAGACUCUGUCUCAGCACUGUGGCAGUGCUGGUUGGGGGUGAGGCUUCUCUAGAAAAGGAGAGUACCAGAAAAUCCUUUCUAGAACUAAUACACAUUGAAGAUACAAAGUAUCUGGGCAUUAGGGCCAACAAGAUGCCUCAGCAGGAAAAGUGUCUUUGGCCAAACCUAAUGACCCGAGUUUGACCCCUCAUGUGGUGGAUAUAGAGAACUGACACAUGCAAUUGUCAAUUCUAAAUUUAAGUCAUGUGCCGUGGUUCAGGCAAAUGUGGGAACAAACUCACUAAAUAAAUGAAAAUAAAAAACAUCAUUCAUGGGUGAAGCUGGAGAGAUGACCCACAUGUUAAGAGCACUUAGUGCUUUUGCUGAGGACCAGGUUCCUAAGCACAAAAGCUGGGUCAGGAAUUCACAUCUGCCCCUGUAACUGCAGCUUCAUGGGCUUCCUCUCCCUCUUCUGGCCUCUGAAGCUCCAGAAUUCAU
Molecule: messenger RNA, 4125 nt
Organism: Meriones unguiculatus (Mongolian gerbil)
Lineage: Eukaryota; Metazoa; Chordata; Mammalia; Rodentia; Muridae
Gene: Septin6
Product: septin 6
Exons: 10
Coding region: 264-1550 (428 amino acids)
Biological process (GO): cilium assembly; cytoskeleton-dependent cytokinesis
Cellular component (GO): septin complex; septin ring; cell division site
Molecular function (GO): molecular adaptor activity; GTP binding; GTPase activity
Source: RefSeq, a predicted model, not a curated record